UCAGCUCCGGAAGUACAGAUAGAGUUGACCCAGGCUAGCUUGGCAGACUGCUGGAGAGCGAACAGAUGGAAUUCUACACUCCCUUCUUAACAGAUUCCUCACAUUUUAAAUUAUAUCGCUCGCAUUUCUAGCCGACUGCGUGGCCAGCUAACUCGCUCGGCGCGAACGCAGACGCUUGACUGGGAUCUCGGCUGCGAUAUAACCCGGGGCAGAAGCGGGCGACUCGUUUAAAGACACCCUAACAUCUUCUCUGUCCCUGGGCGUUUGCGUGUUCCUUCGUCAUGCCGCUGUUCGGUAAACCCCACAAGAGUCCCGCAGACAUCGUGAAGACCCUGAAGGAGAACCUGGCCAUUCUGGUCAAACAUGAUAAAAAGGCAGACAAGGCGUCCGAUGAGGUGUCCAAGUGUCUAGUGUCCAUGAAGGAGAUUCUGUACGGCAGCAACGAUAAGGAGCCGCACACUGAGACGGUGGCCCAGUUGGCCCAGGAGCUGUACAACAGCGGCCUGCUGAUCUCUCUGGUAGAAAACCUGCAGGUCAUAGACUUCGAGGGUAAAAAAGAUGUGUGUCAGAUCUUUAACAACAUCCUGAGGAGGCAGAUCGGGACGAGGUGUCCCACGGUGGAAUACUUCUGCUCCCACCAGGAGGUUCUGUUCAUCCUGCUGAAAGGGUAUGAGACGCCCCAGGUGGCACUGAACUGUGGGAUCAUGCUGAGGGAGUGCAUCCGCCACGAGCCGCUCGCCAAGAUCGUCCUUCACUCUGACGACUUCCACAACUUCUUCGGCUACGUGGAGAUGUCCACUUUCGACAUCGCCUCCGACGCCUUCGCUACUUUUAAGGACCUCCUCACAAGACACAAAGUGCUCGUGGCCGAGUACCUGGGGCAGAACUACGAUGCUGUGUUUGCAGACUACGAGAAGCUGCUCCACUCGGACAACUACGUCACAAAGCGACAGUCUCUGAAGCUUCUGGGCGAGUUGUUAUUGGACCGGAACAACUUCACGGUGAUGACGCGUUACAUCAGCAAGCCCGAAAACCUCAAGCUGAUGAUGAAUCUGCUCAGAGACAAGAGUCCCAACAUCCAGUUUGAGGCCUUCCAUGUGUUUAAGGUGUUCGUGGCGAACCCCAACAAGACGCAGCCAAUCGUCGACAUCCUGCUCAAAAACCAGACCAAACUAAUCGACUUCCUUAACAACUUCCAGAAUGAUCGCUCGGACGACGAGCAGUUCAACGACGAGAAGACCUACCUUAUAAAACAGAUUAGGGAUCUGAAGAAACCAACCUCCUAAGACGUCCCUCUUUCCUCCAGACCAGCUUUUUAUCCGCAGACACAUUAAAAAAAACUGUUGUUCUAUUUAAAAAGUGUUUUUCUUCUGUGAGAGUAGUUCAUGAUCGCUGAUUCUUUUCUUUUUGUACUUUCGUUUCCAUGAAAUCAUGUUUUUUUCACCUGUAGCUCGCAGAGCCACAAACUCACGCUGCUGUUUAAACGGGCUUAAAUCAGCAUGAAGGAGCCGCAAAUUCUGACAGCAAUGAAGAUUUUUCUUUUUUUUCUCAUGGGAGUGUGACCCUGUACUGCCAAAACCACUGAUUAUUUUAAAGUAUUCCGCUUUUUCUGUCUAAAACUAAACCCCAACAGCUGGUGGUGCUGUUUUAGUGGAACUAGUUAGGGAGGAUUGAAUAAAACGGCCAAUAAAAUCGAAAUUUAACGGUGGCGUAUCGGUACGAUCCCCGGCUCUGUCUGCUGGUCGCUAGCGGCACUUUCUCAAUGAUAGAAACGAUCCGUUUUCAGUGCUUUUCUAUAUUUAUAUAUAGUUUUCAUUUCUGCCAUGUACAGCGAGUGUUGGGAGAUUCAGCGGUGCCUUUUUGUUUUGGUCAUUUCCCUCUUAUUUCACGAGUCGCUGAGUUAUCACACGGACGAGGAGGUGCUCUGGAUGGCACGUCUUCGCUUUGGGUUGGGCGGUAAAACUCCCCUCACACUUUAUCGCUGGACUUUUCUUUGCUGUUGAUGCCAAAAAAAAAAAAAAAAACUUCUCAGAGCGAGGCCCGAGUGAAAGGUGAUGAAACUGGAUUCAAAAAAUCCGUAUGUGAUGUGAUUCUGUUUUAAUAGGAAUGAAACUUUGAUUUUCAUUUAAAACAAAUGCAUUUAAUCAGCAAAUAAAUACUGGUAGUCAUGAAUGAUGUUUUUUUUGUCUGGAAUAAUAAAAAAUAAUCAGGUAAACUUUACUCCACGUUUCUCAUGAGUUAAAUAGAACAAAUCCAGCUAGUUUGGGUUGUUUAAAACCAGCUGCACAAGGCUAAUGAGUUCCCUCCUCCCAGAAUCCUUUGUGGAAACGGCCGCUGUUGUACCACAGUCACCAUAAAUAAAACCAUAAAUGCA
Nothobranchius furzeri (turquoise killifish) is the source of this 2374-nucleotide messenger RNA. It is a transcript of the gene cab39l, whose product is annotated as calcium binding protein 39-like. Lineage: Eukaryota; Metazoa; Chordata; Actinopteri; Cyprinodontiformes; Nothobranchiidae. Gene Ontology annotation, biological process: intracellular signal transduction. Gene Ontology annotation, molecular function: protein serine/threonine kinase activator activity. The record is from RefSeq and is a predicted model, not a curated record.